GUUAUCAUUACUAUGGGAAUUGCGAUGGUUACUUCUUCAUGUAUGACUACGACGAAGGAGGCGUGGUUUGGAACCCGUUUUUGAGACAGACUAAAAGGAUUGCCGCGGCUGAGUCUUCAUGUGGCAAAGAGAUGGGUUAUGAUGGUAGUAGACCCGAAAAGAGUUACAAGAUUAUUGGAAGUUGGAGUAGUAAUUCGAUCCAUAGAGUUGGAGUCUUGGAAUUUGCAACCAAUACAUGGAAUGUUACUCAUCGUACCAGUUUUGGCGAAGUGUUAACAUCACACGACAACUCGUCUAGGGUCUCCCUGAAUGGAAAUGUGUACUGGACAGGUUAUAAAUAUCCCGAAACUGGUCAGUAUUUCAUCGAAAUGCUCGAUUUUUCGAAAGAGGUAAUAAAGAUCUUUUGUGUUUUACCGUGUAAGGGGAAAAAAUGUGCUUCCCAUCAUCGUAUGCUCUCGAUUUACAAGGGAGAUCGGUUUUCAGUGUUACAACAAUGCACAAGAACAAGCGAGAUUAAGAUUUGGGUAACAGGGAAGAAAAUCGGUAACGGGGAUGAUGGAGACAAUGUGGUGUGGAUUAAGUUCAUGACGGUCUCAAGACCUGACCUCCCUAUGUUAUUUAGUCACACAAGUUACUUCGUGGAUGAUAAUAUCUAUGGAAAGAGCUUCGUUCUGUGUUGCAAUACCAAGAAGCCUAGACAAGCUUGGGUGUAUAUUGUGAGGGGAGAUAUGUGCAAAAAGAUUAAGAUAGAUGGAUUGCUAUGUCUAAAUUCAUUAUUAUGCAGACCAAACUGAACCAAACUUCAUGUGGUUUGUUUUGUUAUGAAUCACUUUUAUUUUCUUUUCUUGGAGUCGUUCUCAUUGGUGGAGGAAGUUGCUGACCAUUUGGCAGACGAGUGUUUGGGUCUCUUCCGAUGCUGAUUCCAAACAAACUAUGAAAGUAUAU
Arabidopsis arenosa is the source of this 945-nucleotide messenger RNA. The record is from the annotation of a GenBank genome assembly. Lineage: Eukaryota; Viridiplantae; Streptophyta; Magnoliopsida; Brassicales; Brassicaceae.